Molecule: messenger RNA, 804 nt
Organism: Budorcas taxicolor (takin)
Lineage: Eukaryota; Metazoa; Chordata; Mammalia; Artiodactyla; Bovidae
Gene: MSX2
Product: msh homeobox 2
Exons: 2
Coding region: 1-804 (267 amino acids)
Biological process (GO): embryonic morphogenesis; regulation of transcription by RNA polymerase II
Cellular component (GO): nucleus
Molecular function (GO): DNA-binding transcription factor activity, RNA polymerase II-specific; RNA polymerase II transcription regulatory region sequence-specific DNA binding
Source: RefSeq, a predicted model, not a curated record
AUGGCUUCUCCGUCCAAAGGCAAUGACCUGUUUUCGUCUGAUGAGGAGGGCCCAGCGAUGGUGGCCGGACCGGGCCCGGGGCCUGGGGGCGCCGAAGGGGCAGCGGAGGAACGCCGCGUCAAGGUCUCCAGCCUGCCCUUCAGUGUGGAGGCGCUCAUGUCGGACAAGAAGCCGCCCAAGGAGACGUCCCCGCGGCCAGCCGAAAGCGCCUCCGCCGGGGCCACCCUGCGGCCGCUUCUGCUGCCUGGCCACGGCGUCCGGGAAGCUCACAGCCCCGGGCCGCUGGUCAAACCCUUCGAGACCGCCUCGGUCAAGUCGGAAAAUUCAGAAGACGGAGCGGCGUGGAUGCAGGAACCGGGCAGAUACUCGCCGCCGCCAAGACACAUGAGUCCUACCACCUGCACCCUGAGGAAACACAAGACCAAUCGGAAGCCGCGCACACCCUUUACCACGUCCCAGCUCCUCGCUCUGGAGCGCAAGUUCCGCCAGAAACAGUACCUCUCCAUCGCAGAGCGGGCAGAGUUCUCCAGCUCUCUGAACCUCACAGAGACCCAGGUCAAAAUCUGGUUCCAGAACCGAAGAGCCAAGGCGAAAAGACUGCAGGAGGCAGAACUGGAAAAGCUGAAAAUGGCUGCAAAACCUAUGCUGCCCUCCGGCUUCAGCCUCCCUUUCCCCAUCAACUCUCCCCUGCAAGCAGCAUCUCUAUACGGUGCAUCUUACCCUUUCCAUAGACCUGUGCUCCCCAUCCCACCCGUCGGACUCUAUGCGACACCAGUGGGAUAUGGCAUGUACCACCUAUCCUAA